Messenger RNA from Ramularia collo-cygni, 228 nucleotides. RefSeq lists its product as uncharacterized. The coding region runs from base 1 to 228 and encodes 75 amino acids. NCBI's taxonomy places the organism in Eukaryota, Fungi, Ascomycota, Dothideomycetes, Mycosphaerellales, Mycosphaerellaceae. The record is from RefSeq and is a predicted model, not a curated record. The transcript has 3 exons.
AUGCCUUCGCAAAUUGCUAUAACUACUACUAUGCCAAUGUUUCAGGUCCUGUUAWGGCUUUUCGAUCAGGGUAAUGAUCCUAGAUCACCUUGCGAUAAAUUUGUCGAUGAUAUUGCGGAAAGUGAAUCACUUGAGCGGAAACAUACUGUUAGCAAAAGCAGACAUCUUUGGCCAUGUCCUCGUACUAUAUCGAGUAAGAUCUUGGCUCAGUGGAAAAAUGAACUUUGA